Molecule: messenger RNA, 1112 nt
Organism: Mercurialis annua (annual mercury)
Lineage: Eukaryota; Viridiplantae; Streptophyta; Magnoliopsida; Malpighiales; Euphorbiaceae
Product: ACT domain-containing protein ACR11
Exons: 9
Coding region: 30-860 (276 amino acids)
Cellular component (GO): chloroplast thylakoid membrane; chloroplast stroma
Source: RefSeq, a predicted model, not a curated record
CUCAAAGCUAGCUUCUACAAUAUCAAACAAUGGCAGCGCCUGUGGCCUUCUCUAACCUAUGUCUUCACUCCCACCCCAAACACACUCCUUCAUCUUUCACUUUGCAUACUGCUCGCUUCACCACUCUUCCUUUCAAACAAACCACUACUUGCAGCACCCCAAGCUUGUGGUCUUAUAGGACCGCCAUCAUUCCCCAAGCAUCAUCCGCCGCAAUCCUAGAGGACACCGUUCCAACUCCGAAAGUUAUUAUUGACCAAGACUCCGAUCCUGAUGCAACUGUCGUCGAGAUAACAUUUGGUGAUCGUCUUGGUGCUCUUCUAGAUACUAUGAACGCGCUUAAAAACCUUGGCCUCAAUGUUACCAAGGCUAAUGUCUAUUUGGAUUCGUCUGGGAAGCACAACAAAUUUUCCAUCACUAGAGCUGAUACAGGUAGAAAAGUUGAAGAUCCAGAGCUUCUUGAGGCUAUUCGAUUGACGAUCAUAAACAAUCUGCUUGAGUAUCACCCUGAAUCAAGUUCCCAGUUAGCAAUGGGAGUUGCCUUCGGUGUGGAGCCACCCAAGCAACUCGUUGAUGUGGAUAUAGCAACUCACAUAACUGUCUAUGAUGACAGUCCUGCUCGCAGCUUGCUUUAUGUGGAGACAGUCGAUUACCCUGGAUUAUUGGUUGAUCUCGUAAAGAAUAUUACUGACAUUAAUGUAGAUGUUGAGUCAGGAGAAUUUGAUACCGAGGGAUUGUUGGCAAAGGCAAAGUUUCAUGUUAGCUACAAGGGUAAAGCCACCAUCAAGCCUCUUCAACAGGUUCUUGCUAAUAGUUUGCGGUAUUUCCUAAGACGGCCAACCACCGAGGACGCAAGUUUUUGAGCCAAAUGGUGGAUACAUUUUCUCAUGUGCACCACAAAUGAUUCAAAGAUGGAAUGUAUUUGACUUCAAGUAUUACAUAUUUGUUAAGCUUCGACAAAAACAUUACAUUGCCAAGCAAUUAGAGCAACGAAUCUUGUUACCCCUGAAUUCACUAGUCAUCGCCUUUUCUAAUCUACGUAAGCUAGAUAUGAACUACAUUGUGAAACUCCUUCCUUAUAUGUUAAAUGUAUUUACCUGGAGUUUUAGUUUGAA